This is a messenger RNA of Talaromyces stipitatus ATCC 10500, 1387 nucleotides long. Its product is annotated as acid phosphatase, putative. The record is from RefSeq and is a predicted model, not a curated record. Gene Ontology annotation, biological process: phospholipid catabolic process. Lineage: Eukaryota; Fungi; Ascomycota; Eurotiomycetes; Eurotiales; Trichocomaceae. The coding region runs from base 1 to 1254 and encodes 417 amino acids. Gene Ontology annotation, molecular function: hydrolase activity, acting on ester bonds. The transcript is spliced from 3 exons.
AUGUUGUCCCAAAAGAUGCUGUACAAUAUUUUGCUGGCCAUGAUGGCUACCUGCAGCUUGACUGCUGCUCAGACCACCACUGAGCAGUACCCCUCUGCUGCAGAGAUCGCCGCUGCCCAAGCCUCCGUUGUUCCUUACUCCCCGGUCUCGAAGGUCCACGGCAAGGUAUUUAGCCGAUUCGUUGAUAUCUGGUUGGAGAAUACCGACCUCGAGACUGCUGAGGCAGAAUCCCACCUUGCCGAGUUGAAGAAGAAUGGUAUCUUCUUGAGCAACUACUGGGCCGUUACUCAUCCAUCUGAACCCAACUACUGCGCUGCAGCCGGUGGUGACCAUUUCGGAAUGGACAAUGAUGACUGGCACCAGAUUCCUAACAAUGUGUCCACCAUUGCCGAUCUUUUCGAUACCAAAAAGCUCUCCUGGGCCGAGUAUCAAGAGGCUCUUCCUUACGCCGGUUACCAGGGUUUCCGCUACCCCGAGUCUGGCCCUAACAACUACGUGCGCAAGCAUAACCCUCUCAUUCUCUUCAACUCUGUGACCGACGACGCUACUCGUCUCCGCCAGAUUAAGAACUUCACCAGCUUCUAUGACGACCUUGACAACCAGCGUCUGCCACAAUACUCAUUCAUCACUCCCAACAUGACCAAUGACGGCCAUGACACCAACGUCGCUUUCAGCGGUACUUGGUCUUACAAUUUUCUGGGCGAGCUGUUCAAGAAUGAAUGCUUCAUGGAGGACACUCUUGUUCUGCUUACCUUUGACGAGAAUGGCAACAAAACCCACCCCAACAAAGUCUACUCUUUGCUGGUUGGAGGUGCCGUCCCUGACCAUCUCAAGGGUACCACCGAUGACACCUUUUAUACUCACUACUCCGUGAUUGCUUCUCUCUCCGCCAACUUUGACCUUCCCUCUCUCGGUCGCUGGGAUUGUGGUGCUAACCUUCUGUCCAUCGUCGCUGACAAGACCGGCUAUAUCAACUAUGACGUGGACACGAGCAACUUCAACUUGAACACCUCUUAUCCUGGCCCGCUGUCCAAUAAGGCCUUCAGCGCGGCUUGGCCCGUCCCAUUGACCACCGGUACUUGCUCUGGCGGAAGGUCUAUCCUUAACACCGUUAAGCAAACCUAUCACGGGCUUAAGCCUACAUACAACUAUACCAGCCCUGUUCCUUACGAUGCUGUCAGCGGAACUGCCGUCGGCGUCAAGUACAGCCGUACAGGACACAACGGCAAGACCGAGUGGUAUGAAACCGCAUAAAGCAUUCGCUUACCUUAGGUUAGGUCUAUAUCUAGGACCCAGCAAGGGACAGAGGAUUGUGAUAUAGAUUUGUAAUUAUUCUAAUUGACUCGACAAAGGCCAUCACAAUUACGGUUAAGAAGUUCUUUGAAGA